AUGGCUGAGGAUCGCAGCUUGGCGGUGCGUGCCGUUGCCGUGGUCUUCCUGGUUCUAGCAACCGUCACUACUGCCCUGCGUUGCUAUGUACGGUUCAGGAUUGUCAAGGCGUUCGGGUGGGAUGAUGGCUUCAUGGUGUUGGCCCUGUUGUUCUUUGGGAUGUUCUGCGGCUGUAUGUACGAGGGGGGUGUCUGGGGCACUGGCAAACACUUGACGCAGCUCACCAACCACCAAAGAACGACUGCUAUGGAGUACUGGUUCUAUUGCGAUAUCGGUUACGCCAUUGCUUCGAUUCUCUGCAAGAUCUCCGUCAGCAUUUUCAUCCUCCGCAUUACCAUUGAUCGGAUGCACCGGAUCGUUAUCGGAAUCGUCGUCGCUCUUGUCAUCGCGGCCGGCCUCGCUUUUUUCAUCCUUCUGCUUGUCCAGUGUCAUCCGCUCUCCUAUUUCUGGAUGCGUUUGUCGACGGAGGAAUACGGAAAGGGGACUUGCAUCAACAUUAAUAUUGUGAUGGGUUCGCUGUACAUUUUCAGUGCCACCUCGGCUCUGUUUGAUCUGACAAUCGCUGUUCUCCCAAUCCUGCUUGUUCGGAAGUUGAAGAUGCAUCGUGACGUGAAGAUAGCGGUGGCUGGACUGCUCAGCAUGGCCUGCGUUGCCUCUAUUGCCGUCAUCGUGCGCAUUCCGUACAUUCCCACCCUUCGCAGCGAGGACUUUCUUUACGCAACAACCCCCAUCGCCAUCUGGUCGAACAUCGAGACCGGCCUCGGUAUUUUCGCCGGCAGCAUGGCUACCCUGCGCCCUCUCCUCCGCAAAUUCCGCCCUUCGACCUCCCACAAUACAUGGCCUAGUUCCUCCCGUGGCAAACGCAGCAGGUCGAUGCCGUUGCAGUCGGUCGAGACCCCCCGGGACGAUUCGGACCGCAUCCCCUUGGAUGAUCGUUUGUACGGCACCACCUUUUUCACCGUCGAGACAGGUAAUGAUCGGUAUUCUUCCACAGGGCAGGACCAGGUCCCGAUUCUGCCCAAGCAGACGUACAUGCCGCAGAUUAGUGUGAAGCAGGAGGUGCAUGUGACGACGGUUUAG
Aspergillus homomorphus CBS 101889 is the source of this 1080-nucleotide messenger RNA. RefSeq lists its product as uncharacterized. The transcript is spliced from 4 exons. The record is from RefSeq and is a predicted model, not a curated record. Lineage: Eukaryota; Fungi; Ascomycota; Eurotiomycetes; Eurotiales; Aspergillaceae. Bases 1 to 1080 code for a protein of 359 amino acids.